UCUGCAUUGGCGCGUAACGAGCAGCGCUAUUAUCGCUGUUGACCUCCCCACAAUUGACAGUGCGAGUGCGAGUGCGAGUGGGAGAGAGAGGGUCCUGUUCACAGGAUGCGCUUCACUGCGCGCGCGCACCUGUUUUUUUAUUCUUCUGUGUGCCCGAGUGUGUGUGUGUGUGUGUUUUAGUUGCAGCGGUGUAACGCAACAACAAUGAGAACGACAACGGAUAGCAAAAGAGGAAGAGGAACAACCACUGCAAACAACAACAACAACAACAAUAACAAGUCGCGCGUAAAAUUUGUUAUUGCCACAGCCAGAAAAGUGAACGCCGAGAAUUGGCCUCGAUGAUUGACGGCAACUAUGCUCAUUGUGGACAUGCUAACAUUGGCUUUAACCAACGGACAGAGCGUGCUAGAGCGAGACCGAGAACGAGACCGAGAGAGGGAGCGAGAGCGAGAAAGAGGAAAGAUGACGGCGACAAUGGCAAACAAAGCGCUAAGCAAACAAGCUGAAGAUGCAAAUUGGAAGAGCAACAGCAACAACACCAACAACAACAACAACAACAAUAGAAGCAACAACAUUUAUGAUAUUGCAGCAAGUCGAGCGGGCAACAUGCCACACCGUGGAGUAGGCUUCAAUGUUGCACGAGUCGCUGGCGACGAUGACGAUGACGUUGGUCAUGUUGCUGCUGCCUGUGUCGAUUUGUCAUGCGAGGCACGCAUUGAUGAUGUUGCUGCUGCCAAUGCUGCCAAUGCUGCCACUGCUGCUGUUGUUGCUGGCGUGCAAUAUAAGGCGCAUUGUGUGUGGCAGCCGUUGCGCAGCGUUGCGAGGGGCGAAGAGGCGUGCCAGUCAGCAACGACAAUGACAACACGAAUGUUGAGCGACAUGCAAACGACGCAGGCGCGUGCUGAAUACAGCAACGACAACGACAACGUCAACGUCAACGACAACGACAACUACAACAUCAUCGUCAACUCACGAGCGGAAGUUGCCAGCAAUUGUGAGCGCGCGCAAGUCGAGCGUGAGAGCGGGAGCGACAACGCAAACGCAAACCAUGCUGGCCAUGGUCAACAACCACCCAAAGUCACAACAACAACAGCCAGCAAUGGGAGCAACAGCAGCAGCAGCAGCGACUGCGCCUGCUCAAUACCAACAGACGAGGUACCAACAGCAGAAGCAAAAGCAGCAGCAGCAGCUCCAGUGGCAGUGGCAACACUCGCAGUGGCAGCAGUCGUCGCAGCAAGCGCAGCUGAGCACCAGCAGCAGCAGCAGCAGCAGCAGCCCAAGCAGCCAAUUUUCAAUCAAUUUGGCCAGAAAACAAUUGCAAAACAAUUUACAACAAAUUGUGCAAAUUUCAUCUUAACAACUCAAGACAACAACGGUUUAAACGCUGUGCGACAAAAACAACAACAACAACAACAAUUGCAAAUCGUACAAGAAAACGGGCAACAGCAACUGAACGUGCAACAACAACAACAAUUUGUAAGCCAACAAAAUUUGUAUACAGGCGUCAACAACGACGCCAACGCCAACGUUGACGUCAACGGCGACAGCGCAGUCGACUGCGCAGCGCGACGUAGAGAAAAAUUUGUGCAAAAAGGCAGUGAAAAUGCGUUAACAGCUCCAGCUCGCGUGCCACAUGAUUUUUUUUCCAAUUCUAAUUUAUGUGCAAAUGUGCAAAGUGACAAAGUAUCAAAAGCAACCGCAACAGCAACAUCAAUUGUAACUGCAACAGCAACAGCAACAACAUCUUUAAGUGUCAGCCACGCCAAGGCAACGCAACAAAAUUUCAAACAUCAGCAGCAGGCUCAGGGGGAACAGCAAGGAGAGCAGCAGCAGCAGCAGCAGUUGCCGAGGACGCCAUUGUCAUUGCCAUAUUUGUGGCUUGAAGCAGAAGCAGGAGCAGAAGCAGAAGAGGACGCAGCACAAGGUGGAGCAUGGCACGACCCUCUGAUUGCUGUUGAUAAUGCCGUUGGAGACAUUGUCGUCGUCGAUGCGGAUGCUGUGGUUGCCUUGUCAGUUGAUGUUGAUGUUGCUGGUGCUGACGGUUACGUGGAUAACGUGAGUAACGUGAGUAAAGCCAACAACAAAGCAGACAACAAAGCAACGAACGUAACGAGUAAUAACAGCAACGAGUUGCAAGUGACGAGUGGCGAGUGCAAGCUUAUAGAUUGCGAAUCACUUGACGCUGAUCGGGAGCAACAAGAGCAGACCACCAAGGAAUGCGAGGAGCGUGCAACAACAACAGGAACAACAACUACAACUACAACUACAACCAGUAACGAGUGCAACUCGUCAGUGUUGGCUGUGACAGCAACAAGCUGCAGCGAUUGCGAUCUUAUUGAUUUUGAAAACGAUUUGAUUGACGAUUUUGUGGCCAGUCAGCGACUGAAACGCUUACAGCACAAUUUUCAGGGACGCGUCAACAGCAGCAAUAGUAACAACAGCAACAACAGCAACAACAACAGCAACCAUUCUAGCAACGACAACAACAGCUGUAGUGUCACUGCUGAAGUUGAUUGUGUAAAGGCAUCCUUGAGACAACAGCAACAACAGCAACAACAACUAAAUGCCAGCGCAGCAACAAUAAAGAAACUACCCCCAACUAACACUUGCCUCACUCCAUCAGCAGCAACAACAACAACCACAACAACGGCAACAACCCCCGCGAUAAAGCUGGUCGAAUGGGCUUUUAAGGACAAUCAAAUUGUUGAAAAGAAGUCCAAGCAAAGCUCAAGUGCAAUACAAUUAAAUGUAAAUUGUAUUCAAGAGGAGCAGCAAUUGCCAAAUGAAACCAGCAGCAGCAGCAGCAGCAACCACAACAACAGCAACAUUCAGCAAUUGACAGAGCAAGAGCAAUUGCUGAAUAGGCGAGUGCGCGUGUGCGUGGCAAACGAGAGCGAAACGAACGCGAUUCGAGAGAUUGAAAGUGUUGAAUUGACAGCUGUCAAAAACAGCAGCAGCAGCAAUAACAGCAACAGCAACAGCAACAGCAGCACUGACAACAGCAGUAACAGCAAUAUCAACAGCAGCGACCAGGUGCUGAUUGAAAUUGAAACGGAUGGCGAUAGAUUGACGGGCAAACGCAGCGCAUUUGUGGCCACCGAGUUUGGUGACAAGACAAGCAACAAAACAACAUCAUCGUUGUUGUUGUCAUCGUCAUCGUCAUCGUCAGAGCCACACGAUAAUUUUGUGAGCACACUCAGCGAGUUCGAUGUGCAGCGCUUUGGCGAGUAUCUGAAAGCAGCGAGACAACUGCAGCUGCUCGACAUCAAUCACAAUCCAAGCGCCUCAUCGUUGUCGCACACAAUUGUUAAUCCCAUAGAGUCGGCUGCAGGUGUUGUUAGUGGGAAACAGCGACGCGGUUUUCAGUGCUACGACGAAUUGCUCGCUGAAUUCGUUAGCGAGCAGCAAGAAGAAGAGGAGGAGGUCGAGGAAGAGGAAGAGAGCGACACUGUUAGCGAGAGCGAUAGCGAUAGCAACAAUUGCAACGAUUGUCAGUGCCAUGAGUGCCUAGCGUCGUCCGCACAGUUUAUACAACCAACGCCGACGAGCAACGAGUAUUGCAUUAAUAGUAAUAAUAUAGCGAGUGCACUCGUUACUUCAACAGCAGCAGCAGCAGCAGCAGCCACAGUCAAGCCAACAACAACAUCGAGAACAGCGAUCAAGAUGCGUGAGGUUAAUGGACAGCUGCGUGGUCUGCUCAAAAAACCAAAUCGUCCGCCGCCGACGCGUAAAAAUCGCGUUGUCUUCGACGAGACACGUAACGAGUUCUUCGAGGCGGACUAUGUCAUAUUGAUACGUGAGGAUUGCGCCUACGAUGAGGAGGACGAGGAGCCCUGCACUUGUGGCGAGCACGAGCUCGUCCGUCUCUGCUGCGAGGAGGGCUGCCAAUGCAACUAUGCGGUGAAUGCCGCCGAUCCAGGCGAUGGCCGAACGCCACAGAGUCCCAAAUAUCAACCGCCGAUUGACUUUGUGGACGAUGCGGCGCUCAGUCCGCCCGAUGGCUACAAGGAUAAUAGCUUAAAGAAUACGCUUGGUGGCGCGCUAAGCGGCCACAUCUUUGGGGCGCAACAUUUGCAGCAGUUGCAGGUGAUACAGCGUCUGCAACAGCAACGUGCCGCAAUGUUGGCCGCACGCAACAGCAAUGGCAACGGCAAUAGUCAACAAAUACCGCCGCCACCGCCGCCCGUUGGCACCGCAGCCCAACAACAGCAACAACAACAGCAGCAGCAGCAGCAACAACAACAGCAGCAACAACAACAACAGCAGCAGCAGCAGCAACCACAUCAUGGAGCAGCGACACAGCAUCAUGGAGCAGGGCAACAGCAGGCGGAUGAGGACUUGCAGGGCGUGUGCACCGAGUGCGCGGAGUGCGCCGAAUGUGCAGCCAAACAGCUGCAGGAUGCAGAAUGCAGCUCGGCGCAGUGUGGCGAGGAAUUGACGCCGAUCGGCGUCCCAGCGGUGGCGCUGUUGCCGCUGCACACAAGUUCACCGGAGCGUCGGAUUACGCAGAAGGAGAUCAUUGCCGGGGAGGAGAGGCCCAAAUAUGUGCUGCAAUCGCAAUACAACAAGCCAACAGCGGGUGCUGCAGUCAAAGUUAGAAAGGAUUCAAGCAACAACCACACAAGUAGCAGUAGCAGUAGCAGGCCCAACGCCACCGCCAGCGCUGGCAUUGGCAUUGGCGGUUCCAUUAGCUCAACUGGCGGCUAUGGCAACUCCUUGCUGCCGGCCGUGGCCAAGAAAAAACGAUUUGUUGUUGAAACUAUUACCACUAUGACCACAGUGACCGAGCGACGCAUUAUACGUGAGGCGCACGAGGAUGUCGCUGCCAACGCCGGUGGAGCGAACGCUGGAGCCGCAGUUGCCACACCCGGACCUGGAGCUGGACAGACAGCUGGUGCCGAGAUGUUGCCGCCAGCGUUGCCAGCCAAGGCAAGCGCAACAGCAGCUGUUGCAGCCGCUGCCGCAGCUGCAGCCGCCGCCACAGCAGCAACUGGAAAUGCAACGGAUCAAUAUGAUGAGCUGAAACCGCCGCCCAUACCACCCAAGGAGACGACGACCACGCAGAUCAGCGGCAUACUCAAAGGCGGCAAACUGUGGAAGCAGGACUCUAUCUCGCAACAAUCGGAUGACCAGAACAACACCACCUCCGAGGAUGAGAGUGGUGCCACCAAGCGUUCUGUGCGUUUCGUAACCGAGGAUCAGGCCAAUGCCGGCACCGAUGGCGACGGUCAAUCGUUGUCUGGUGAUCUAGACGACAGCGAGAAUCAGAUCAACGAGCUCAUACCGAUCAAGAAGCAUUCGACGCUGUUCAACAAUGCGUUGCGUCCCAAUUCGGCGGUGCGCCAGCUGUUUCCCAGCGUGUCGGCCCAACAGGCGCCGGUGUUGACCUCGGAGGCACUGCGCGCCUUCGACGAGUCGAAGCGUGCCGGCUGCCUGGUCACCCAUUUGCCCGGCAGCUGCGGUGACUCGGACACCUUGCGCCGCAGCAUGGAACGCAACAUACUGCGACGUUCCCUGAUCAAGAAAAAGGCCGUCAAGUCGGACAUCUCGCUGGAGGAGCGGAUUAAGCAGCUCACCUGCGACAUUGACGAGGAUCUGGCCGAGGAGUUAUCGCUGGCUCGCAGCGUUGUCGAGCACGAGCAACAGGUGGAUCAGGAUCAGGGCAGCGAACGCGAGUGCAGCGAGCUGGCGCAACGCGACAGUCCCGCCGGCGAGGAGAAUCCCAAUGCGAUGGCGCCCAAGUUCUUGAACGGUGAGAAGAGCUUCUCGCCGAGCAGCUCAGUGUCCAGCUCGUCGAGCGGUUCGUCCGCCUACAAGAAAAUCGCCGACAUUUUCAGUCGCGACAAGAAACAGGAGAAGAUCAUGGAGCUUGAGGAGAAUCCCAUAGUCAUUAUACCGCAGGAAUGCCGCUGUCCCGCCGCACCGGAUCUGGGCAUGGGCAUCCAGGUGCCCGUUGUGCACACGCAAAUCCAUCGCACGCCGCCCCGUCAAACGGAACCGAAGCGUCAGUUCCUAUCCACGCUGGCGCCGCUCACCGCCUGCGUUGCCGGCAACAAGGACGAUCUCUCCUCGUAUUACACGUUGGCUGCGGCAGCGGCGGCCCAUCAGCAUGGGCACGCCCACCACGCCCAUUAUGCCGCUGCAGCGGCUGCCGCCGACUUCAAUAUGAGUCAACUACUGGGCGCAGCAGCAGCCGGAGCGGGAGGCGAUGCUGCCGCACAGCAAGCAGCCGCUGUGGCCGCGAUGGCAGCUCAGGGCUUGGCGCUGGGUGGUGGCAACGGAGCCGGCGGCUCAGGUGGUGUUGGUGGCGGGGAUGAGGCGCGUAAGGUGGCGCCCGAUGUGAUUGCCGGGACACCGGGACAAGAGACGUCGCAGCAGGACGAGUUGGCGGCAUUUGCGCAGGCGGAAGCAAAGCGCACCGAGCAGCUAAAGAAACGCUACACGGGAAUGGAGAGUGGCGGUCAGUCGCAGUCGCAAUCGCAGGCGAGCAGCGACGAUGAUGAGCAGAACGAUUAUGGGUUCAACAAGCGGCCGUCGGUGCGCGGCAUUAAGCCGAAGUUUAGCUCAACGAACGAGAUACUCGCCCAGAUGCAGGAACAGUUGACGCAACAGAUACCGACGACGGUGAUCAGCAGUCAACCGGUGCCGCAGGCGGUCAAGGGUUAUGCGAUGCCCAAUCAGCCCAAGCAACUCUCGCAGAAUCCCUCGCCACAGAACGUGCCACAGCAACAGCAGCAGCAGCAGCAACAACAACAGCAGCAGCAGCAGCAGCAACAAUUGCAACAGCAACAACAGGCGCAGGUGCAGUUGCAACAACAGAUGGCAGCUGCAGCGGCAGCGUUGCAGGCGAACACGAUUGCCCAGCAAAAGACGGAGCAACGCACCUGGAGCUUCUACAGCGAGAGCGGCGAGCAGCAACGCUUCCCCGUCGAUGCGGCAGCCAUACAGCAGACCUACUAUCAAACAUUGCCCGCCGGUGCCAUGUUCCGUCAGACGAUGAUCCAGCAGCAGGGCGGAGCGCCCGAUGAUGCCUCAUCGCUGCUGUAUGCCGCCGCCCAGAAUUGCCAGAGCGUCACGGCAACAGCCACGGCCACCGCCACCGUUGAUGGUCGCAUCGAGCAGAGCAAGCACAGCAGCUACAGCAGCCACUUUGCACGCAGCCCCACCCGACGACCGGAAUCGCCGCCGCCGUUGCGCAACUAUCACCAGACGAUGGUCCUGAUACCCUACAAUGCGGAGACGUACUCGCAGUUUGCCACCAGCAGCAGUGUCGAUCCCAAGCUGGCCCACAUCCAGCGGCAGAAUAUACUCGAGUAUCAACAGGUGACACAGCAAACGAUACGUGUGCCCAUUGGCUAUGCGCUGCCUGGCAUGCAACUGCAUGUGGUCAGUGGGCGUGGCCAUGCCGCCCAUUACGGACAACACCCGCACACGGCAGCCCAACAGCAGCAGCAGCAGCAACACCAACAACAGCAACAGCAGCAGCAGCAACAACAGCAGCAGCAACGUCUGAUGCAGCAACACUAUCAGUUUGGAGCCGAGGGCGGAAUGCCGGGCUUCAGUGAGCGGGGCGUGCCCGAGGGAGCAGCCGCUGUAUCGCACAGCGAUUGCAAUGCCAUGGUCUCACCCACAACAGCAGCAGCAGCCGCCGCUGCCGUGCAACAGCAGCAGCAACAACAGCAGCAACAGCAGCAACAGCUUCAGCAGCAACAACAACAACAGGUGGCAGGAGGAGCUGCCGCUUCGGCAGCUCAGGGCUCGGUGUAUUAUGCGAUGAACGUAUGACCCGGGCUUGAAUAGUCGCUGCCAGCGGCGUUGAUUGUCGAGCGCCGCCAGUGUCAACGCGUCGAGUUGUCAGCGACUUCAGUGCAUUUGGGUGGCGCCGCCGGUGGCGGCAGAUGAGCUAACAACCAGCCACAGCCACGCCCACCACAACAGCCCUCAACAACAGCCUCAUUUCCCUCUCCGCAAAUUGAGUUAACAAAGCUGUCAUUGUGUCGUUGAGUUUUGCUCCGCGUUGAUCCUAGCGAACCUGCGCUUUAUUUCUUUUCCAUGCCUCCUCCUCCCUCCCUCGCUCCUACCCCCCCUUCCCUAGUGUCGCAAUCUCUGUUAUUUUCCUGUGUAUGUGUAGGUGUGCAGGUGUAUCUACGCCUCAUCAGUGUGUGCGUGUGUGUAUGUGUCUGUGAAUUUCGAAAAUUUAAUAUUGUAUAUUGUUGCGCCAACCCUGUUCCAUGCCCAGCCCUGGAUCUGGACACUGUGCAACAGUGCAACGCACGUAAAGUGAAACGUAACGAAACGAAACGAAAAACCACAAAACACUAUUAAAAUUAAACAUUUAACAAUUCUCUUUAAUACAACAAAUAUAUACAUACUAACGAAAUUAAGCAUAUACAUAUGCAUAUAUGAUAAAUUAUGAGAGGCAAGCAGGUUAAAGAAGAACCAGAAGAAGAAGGAGAACAAAGGAAAAUCGAUUUCAAUUUCGAAUUGAGUUGAGUUUUCCAAAGUUACGUUUUCGAAUCUCGAAUUUCGCAUCAACCAAAAUAGUAAACCAAAUUAAUUAAGUAUAUGAAUUUAUUUAUUACAUGCUGGGUGCUACAAAUGCAACAAAAACAAAAUCGAAAAGAUACUGAAAAUGUUGAAAUUAUAAUUUCGUUUUUCAAAUACCCUGUACUUUAGAAUUCAGAAUUCAAAAACUUUCGAGUGUCUGUUUAGCAACUAAAAUUAAACAAAGUUCUUUAAUGAAUUUUUGUUCAAAAAUCAUUGAAAAGGGAAACUCUUUAAUUUCGAGAACAGGGUAGCUGUUAGUCGUUCAUGUUGCGACUAGAUUGAUCUUCAUUUUUUUUUUUUUAGUCUAUGAUUUAGCUUUAGUUUAGUUGUUUCGCUUUGAUUGAAAAGAAAACAAAAACAAAAACGUAAUUGCUCAAUGAAAAUUGCAUUUGAUUUUAAGUGAAAAUAUACAUAAAUUAAAUUUAAUUAAAUUAUAAAUAUAUAUAAAUUAUAUUAUACAUACACUCAUAUUUAAAUUAUCAUACUAUAUACAUAUAUAUUUAUUAUAUAUGUAGUGCAAUUUGUUGCUACAGUGAAACUUUCUUUCACAUCCAUUUCUCGACUCGAAACUAGAACAAAAAAUCAAAACCAAAAACCACAAACCACAAAAAAAAAAACACAAUCUUAACACAUAAAACACACACAAACAAAAAAAAUAUAUAUAUACAUAUAUAUUGAAUUUGUCUUUUUUUAAAUCUCAAGGUAGUAAAUAUCAUAUAUGAAGGAACUUAAUUAAUAGAGCUAUUCUUAAGCAAAUUAUUACUAUUAUUAUUUAUGUCUAUACACUUGAUCCAAAUACUCUUUUUUUUUGUAUUAAAUAUAUAUAUAUAUAUAAAUAUGUGUAUUUAUUUUGAUUUAUUAUAAAUAAUAUGCAAUAUAUGGUUUUUAUGCCCAUUGCAAUGGGCGCGAAUUCCAGAAAGUAGGCAACAAAUAAAUGUAAGCUGAAAGCUGGAAAUGGGAACAACCCAAUUGCAAGGGUAUUUAAGCUUCGGCUAUGCCGAUUAGAGUGCUUCCCCCCUCUCCACCACUAUUUUGAUUUUCUUACAUUAACGAUACAGUUUUAAUUGAUAGAACUUUCAUUCGCUACAUUUAUAAUAUGCGCACGUAUUUCUUUGGUGAUUUGGGGUUUUCUGGAAUGUCCCCCAUACGAACCCCGAUAAGUGCCAUUGUACGAUUGCGUAUUUAUUUUGUGAGCUGCAGUUUGUUUGGGUUUCAUGAGAGAGAAUACAUGCCUACGUACACAUUUGUAUGUGUGUGCGUAGGAUCUAUGUAUACGAAUCUAUUGUAUCAUUCUUAAAUAACAAAAAUCAUCUACUUCUAAGUAACAGUGCCAAAGUUGCACCAAAACAAAACUAAAAUAAAAAACAAAAAAGAAAACUUGUUAGAAACUUGAACUUGAAACAGGUAACACAAAUAGGAAAGAAAACGAUAUAAUGCAAAAAUAUAUAAAAAGAGAAAUCCAAUACUUUUUAAGAGUAUAUACAAUACAAUUUAACUGGCAAAGGAAACGAACGAAUAUAAAGCAAAUAUUAUUUUUAACACUCCACUUGCGUUCAUGUCUAUAAUAAACAUUCAACCAAAAAUAUAAGAGAAAAAAUAAAAACAUUAUAUAGUAUAUACAUAUAUAUAUAUAAAUAUAAAUUACAUUUAAAAUGCAAUAAAAAAGAAAUAAAUAGAUGAAGCAGAUUAAGAAGAAACAAAGACAACGCAUAGCAAGUGAAGCCAGAGCGAGAGUUAGUUAGUGCUACAGUACAGUUAGUUCGAUACAGUUAGUUAUAUACAUAUACAUAUAUACAUAUACAUAGAAGAGGCCCAGGCGCAAAACGAACUUAGUCGUAUACAUAUAUAUAAUACAUAUAUAUACCAUACACAACCAAUAUAUACCGAAACUAUGAUAUAUAGUAUACACAACAAAGUGUAGUUAAAAAAAAAACAUAGCGCACUUUUAGGCGCCACAUAAAAAUAGAAAGAAAUGAACAAAAAAAAAUCGAACGAACACUUUACCCGAACAAUUUCCGAGAAAAAAACCUAAAUUCAAGAAUUGAUAAAGCAGCGCGAUUUGCAUAUUUAAUAACAAUUAAAUAUAUAUAUAUAUUCCAGUAUAUAUAUAUACAUGUAUAUGAUAUACAUAUAUAUAUAUAUUAGAUGUUUAUGUAAUACAUAAAGAAAACACAAAAAAAAAAAAACAGCUAAAGUAACGCAAAGAAUUUCACAGAAAAAUGCAAAAGAAAAUUAUGAAUGGUAUUUUUUGCGACUUUUUCUGUUCGAAUUGUCUGGGUUGAGAAUAUCAGCUAUAACUAAUUUUUUUCUAUGCAAAAUGUAGUUGACAAAUUAUAUAAAACAAAAAAAAAAACAACAACAAAAAAAGCAGAUAUACAUAUAUAUAUAUACACUAAUCUAUUGAAUGGUUAAAGAAUUUUGAUUUUUUUUUUUGUGGCAUGCAACAACAGACACAAUGUGAAAAAUGUGUAUUCAUUAAUUAAAUAAGAAAGAAUAUGAAAACAAAAAAAAAAAAAAAAAAACAGAAAACAAACCAAAUAUAUAUAAAUAGUACUUAUAUACACAAUUAGUGUAUAUGGCAGAGGCAAAACAGCAACAACUAUAGAACAACAAAAUAAAAAUAAAAAACAAAA
Molecule: messenger RNA, 11180 nt
Organism: Drosophila albomicans
Lineage: Eukaryota; Metazoa; Arthropoda; Insecta; Diptera; Drosophilidae
Exons: 9
Coding region: 355-7785 (2476 amino acids)
Source: RefSeq, a predicted model, not a curated record